AUGGUUCAGUCAGAUGGUGGUGGGGCGGAUGAUGUUGAAGCGAUGAAGAAAAAAUAUGAGCAAAGGAGGCAGCAAAUCCUGCUCGAAGAACAGAAGAAUAGGAUGGAUGGUUUGAAUGUUUCUUCCGGCGAUGAGGAACUUAGUAACGAGAUGUUCCUGUCAGCUGCUCAGCGUCGUAAAGAAAAGCUGCAUCGUCGUGCUUUGCUGAAGCAUGUCCUCGCGCCCACUUCAGCGCAACAAGAAGAAGAAAUCGCAGCAAAAAGGAGAAAACAAGUAGAGGAGAAAAGAACAGAGGAGUCGAGAAAAACUCUGCUCGAAAAGCAUGCGGAGCUCAAGGAGAGAAAUGAUGAGAUGGAUCCCAAAGAAAGACAAAGAAUAGAAGAAGAGAUCUUGCUCGAAAGCGUCACACAGAACAGCGCACUUCAUGCUGCUGUGGAAAUUGCCCAUGGGGUACAAUAUACCGAAUCCUUUCGAACAUCUUGGCGCCCUCCUUCCCACAUUCGAAAGCAGAUGGAGGAAGAUUUCGUUGCCUACAGAAAGAGAAAAGGAAUAAGUGUGGACGGAGCCGACUGUCCACCACCUAUCGGAAGCUUUGUUGAAAUGAAGUUCCCUAAGUGCAUUUUACGAGCUUUGAAAGAUAAUGACAUCCAUAUUCCGACUGCUAUACAAAUUCAAGGAAUACCCGUUGCCCUCAGUGGUCGUGACAUGAUUGGUAUCGCGUCAACCGGUUCCGGAAAAACAUUGACGUUUGCUUUGCCACUAAUAAUGUUCUGUCUGGAGCAGGAGUACAUUAUGCCAUUUGAACGAGGCGAAGGGCCUUACGCUCUGGUCAUUGUGCCAUCACGAGAAUUAGCCAGACAGAUUUAUGAUGUGAUCGUGGAUAUAUUUCAAGUAAUUGAAAAGGAAUCCAAUUUGCCUAAACUAAGGGCGGGUUUAUGCAUUGGAGGCGUUCCUGUUCGAGAACAAGCCCAGAUCUUCAAAGAUGGAGUGCACGUCUGCGUCGCCACACCGGGCCGUUUAUCAGACAUGCUCACCAAGAAAAUUUUUAACUUAGAGAUUUGUCGCUACUUAGUGCUUGAUGAAGCUGACAGAAUGUUGGAUAUGGGUUUCGAGGAUGAAUUAAAAUCAAUAUUUGCUUUCUUCAAAGCGCAACGACAGACUCUUUUGUUUUCUGCCACGAUGCCCAAAAAGAUCCAGAACUUUGCUAAGUCAGCUCUAGUUCGACCUGUGGUUGUAAAUGUGGGGCGAGCUGGUGCUGCUUCGUUAAAUGUAUUACAAGAGAUCGAAUAUGUGAGGACAGAAGACAAACUAACUAGAGUGCUGGAUUGUCUUCAAAAAACCGCGCCAAAAGUUCUGAUAUUCGCCGAGAAGAAAAUGGAUGUCGACAAUAUAUACGAAUAUUUGUUGGUGAAGGGGGUUGAAGUAGCCUCAAUUCAUGGUGGAAAAGAGCAGCGUGAUAGGCAUAUUGGCAUAGACGAGUUUCGACAUGGUCAGAAAGAUGGUAUCGAGCAUGUCAUCAACUACGAUAUGCCGGAGGAUAUUGAAAAUUACGUUCAUCGCAUUGGACGAACUGGCCGCUCUGGCAAGCGUGGCAUGGCGACUACUUUUAUCAACAGGAAAGCGGAUCUCUCAGUAAUGCAAGAUUUGAAGCAGUUGCUCGUUGAAGCUGGUCAGGAAUUGCCAGCCUUCUUGCGGGAUUUGGCUGGUGAGGCUGAGGAAGCUCCGACCGAUAAUGUCGAUGAUAAGGGUUGUGCUUAUUGUUCUGGUCUUGGGCACAGAAUCACCAAUUGUCCGAAGUUGGCUGGGAUCAAUACCAAGGUAAUCCCAGUUUUUAUUAUGUGA
Haemonchus placei is the source of this 1842-nucleotide messenger RNA. NCBI's taxonomy places the organism in Eukaryota, Metazoa, Nematoda, Chromadorea, Rhabditida, Trichostrongylidae. The record is from the annotation of a GenBank genome assembly.